Molecule: messenger RNA, 711 nt
Organism: Pestalotiopsis fici W106-1
Lineage: Eukaryota; Fungi; Ascomycota; Sordariomycetes; Amphisphaeriales; Sporocadaceae
Exons: 2
Coding region: 1-711 (236 amino acids)
Source: RefSeq, a predicted model, not a curated record
AUGAUGUUCACCCACGUCGAGGAUGAUGACUCCAAUGACUCCAAUGACUCCGAUGACUCCGAUGACUCCGAUGCAGGAAAUACGCAAGAUGAGCUGUUGAAGGAAUGGAAUGAUCUCAUGUCGCCAGUGCUUAACAACGAUACAAAUCGAAACGCGUCGAAAACCCCAAUUAUUCUUCCGAUCGCCAACGAACUUCUUGUGGAAUUCGAUGUGGUCAAAUGGCGGCAGAGACUCGAUGAUAUUCGUAGAACACGCUACAACCAAUCAAUGAGAUGGACCAAAGGAGAGUUUUCCCCCCGUCCUCGGGCAGAGAAUUUGCUCUGGCUGCAGGUGUAUCUACUGGACUGCGAGAUCCGACAACUGAUAAAGAGUUUGCGCUCUAUUGUACGUAUAGAGGGAGAAAUAUUGUUGGAGCCCCCUCGAGAACUAGAGAUCACCAGCGAAAGGAUCGCCCAGGCUGUUCGCCGUGCAUGGGCGGAUAUGGACGAAGAUUCCAUUCAGGAUCCGCUCGUGGCACUGGAUCGUAAGAUUGCUGGAGAGCUCGGCGUAUCGUUGAGUGAAGAUGACACCAGCUCAUAUAUACGUCAGCUCGCAGACUUGUUGAAGUUGAGAUGUGUCUUUUUUGCAGCAUAUCUCAUGGCCAUUCCAGACUCAUCAGAAUUCCUGCGAUAUCACCAAUCGGGUGCAGACAUUAGACUUCCCAUGAUCUGA